Messenger RNA from Drosophila simulans, 6379 nucleotides. RefSeq names its product receptor-type guanylate cyclase Gyc76C (gene Gyc76C). Bases 863 to 5431 code for a protein of 1522 amino acids. NCBI's taxonomy places the organism in Eukaryota, Metazoa, Arthropoda, Insecta, Diptera, Drosophilidae. Gene Ontology annotation, molecular function: peptide receptor activity; protein kinase activity; guanylate cyclase activity. The record is from RefSeq and is a predicted model, not a curated record. The transcript is spliced from 18 exons. Gene Ontology annotation, biological process: cGMP biosynthetic process; protein phosphorylation; intracellular signal transduction.
AAGUGCCAUCUCUGGGAGCAUGCGGAGCAUGUCGCUCGUCCGAUUUUCGUUUGGGGCUUUCAGUAUUAUUCUAUUCGCCUGCGCCCCAAGUUGUUUUUUCGGAUCGGCAAAGCCGCGUGCGCCCCACCGCACUCUCGCACACACACACACAUAUACGCACUCACAGAAAACGAUAUUAUGCAUACAUAUAUGUAUGUUUAAUAUAUAUAUUUCUCUGAUUGGAUUGGGGCAAAAACAAAACCCAAAGAGUGCGAAAAAGAGCGAACGCGAGUAAAUAGCAACCGGAAUAACAAAAAGCACAAAGUGAACAAUCGUUAAACAACCAAAAAGCAAGCCAAUUAGAAAAAUAAACACUGCGCAAAAAUCCAACAAGAAAAAAAAAACAGGAGAAUAGAAAGGAAAACGCCGUGAUCGUGAAAAACAAAAAAACUUUAUCUAACUGUAAAUCCGACCGCCAACGUGGGAGGCAUCCGAAGCGAAAACAUCGGAUGAGCAGGCAGAAAAGAGAGAGAAGAGCGAUCUCUGGCAAAAGCUGAUGACAAAACGAGCAAGGGCAUCCAUCUCCGGUUUAAUAUAAACAUUGUUGAAAUACCAUUAAACAACAAGCGUUGCAAUCGAUUCCUAGGACUAUAUGUUUCAGCGUGAAAAAGGACCCACAUAUUUCCUUUAACAAAAUUGUCCUUUGCAAUAAAAGAAGUAAUAUUUAUUCGACGGAAAUCAAAAUUAAUAUAUAUCUGGAGCUGUGGUUGUGACUACACCAACAAUUGCAGCAAAUACUUACACACUAUACAACAAACAUAUCGCUGUGAGAAUCCGUUGGGACCCAUAGGCGUCGCGCUGAACGGCCCCGGCCUAAGGGGCCAUGACGCGUUGGCCCUUUAAUCUACUACUCUUGCUGUCGGUGGCGGUACGCGACUGUAGCAAUCAUCGCACCGUCCUCACAGUCGGCUACCUAACGGCCCUCACUGGCGAUCUCAAGACGCGUCAGGGACUGGCCAUUUCCGGUGCCCUGACUAUGGCCCUGGAUGAGGUCAACAAAGAUCCCAAUCUUCUGCCAAAUGUGUACCUGGAUCUGCGCUGGAAUGACACCAAGGGGGACACGGUACUGGCCACCAAGGCCAUCACCGAGAUGAUAUGCGAUGGCAUCGCCACCAUUUUCGGCCCGGAAGGACCUUGCUAUGUGGAGGCCAUCGUCUCGCAGAGUCGAAACAUUCCAAUGAUUUCCUACAAAUGUGCAGAGUACCGUGCAUCCGCCAUACCGACAUUCGCCCGCACCGAGCCGCCAGAUACACAGGUUGUUAAGUCGCUGCUUGCCCUCCUGCGAUAUUAUGCGUGGAAUAAGUUCUCCAUUCUGUACGAGGAUGUGUGGAGUCCGGUGGCAGAUCUGCUGAAAGAUCAGGCCACCAAGCGGAAUAUGACCAUCAACCACAAGCAGUCGUUCAUCGAUAAUCGAGUCAAGUGCUGUGAGCAGAUGCUGGACUGCUGUCGUUCUGGGUAUUGGUACCAGCUGGUGCAAAACACGAUGAAUCGCACACGAAUCUACGUAUUUCUGGGGGCGGCCAAUAGUCUGGUGGACUUUAUGAGUUCCAUGGAGACCGCUGGUCUGUUUGCCCGUGGCGAGUAUAUGGUGAUCUUUGUCGACAUGAUGGUCUAUUCGGAGAGGGAGGCAGAAAAGUACUUGCGCAGAGUGGAUCAAAUAACAUUCAUGUCCAAUUGCCAUAGCACGGAGAACUUCAAUCAAAUGGCCCGCAGUCUUCUCGUCGUGGCAUCCACGCCACCCACAAAGGACUACAUACAGUUCACUAAACAAGUGCAGAAGUACAGCUCAAAGCCGCCGUUCAAUUUGGAAAUUCCCAGGCUGUUUGUAGAAAGUAAUUUUAGCAAGUUCAUAUCGAUCUAUGCCGCGUAUCUGUACGAUUCGGUGAAGCUAUAUGCCUGGGCUGUGGACAAAAUGCUGCGGGAGGAGACCCGAGUCUUGACCGAUGAUGUGAUCUUCGAGGUGGCCAGCAACGGAACACGUGUAAUCGAUACCAUAAUCAAAAACCGUACUUACAUGAGCAUAACUGGAUCCAAAAUCAAGAUCGAUCAGUAUGGCGAUUCGGAGGGUAACUUUUCGGUCCUGGCCUACAAGCCACACAAGUGGAACAACUCCAACAACAUGCCCUGCAACUAUCACAUGGUUCCUGUAGCUUACUUUCAUCAAGGCGAAGAACAUCCAGAGUACAAGCUGAUCAAUGGUUCCAUAGAUUGGCCAUCGGGCGGAGAGAAGCCCGCAGAUGAACCGAUGUGCGGUUUUGCUGACGAGCUGUGUAAAAAGGACGACACCCACUAUACGUCCACGGUCGCCGCUGUGGUUUUGGGCGUACUGCUCUUCUGCUCAGGUGUUAUCACCAUGAGCAUAUAUCGAAAGUGGAAGAUCGAGUUGGAGAUUGAGGGCUUACUCUGGAAGAUCGACCCAAACGAAAUAAAGGGUUAUUCUGGCAACGAGAUUGUCUCCUCACCGAGCAAAGUCAGCUUGAUGAGUGCCCAGAGCUAUGGUUCACGCUGGACCAACCAGUUUGUUACCUCCACGGGUCGCCUCCGCGGUGCCGUGGUUCGCAUUAAGGAGUUGAAAUUCCCCCGGAAGCGAGACAUAUCCAGGGAGAUCAUGAAGGAGAUGCGAUUGUUGCGCGAACUGCGUCACGAUAACAUCAACAGCUUCAUUGGCGCCAGCGUGGAGCCAACACGCAUUCUUCUAGUCACCGAUUACUGUGCCAAAGGCAGUCUUUACGACAUCAUUGAGAACGAGGAUAUUAAGUUGGACGAUCUAUUCAUCGCCUCGCUUAUUCACGACCUCAUAAAGGGCAUGAUCUACAUACACAACUCUCAGCUCGUCUAUCAUGGUAACCUUAAAUCCUCAAACUGUGUGGUCACCUCGCGUUGGAUGCUCCAAGUCACCGAUUUCGGGCUGCACGAGUUGCGGCAGUGUGCCGAAAACGAAUCCAUCGGGGAGCAUCAGCAUUAUCGAAAUCAACUUUGGCGCGCUCCAGAGCUGCUGCGGAAUCACGUUCACGGCAGCCAGAAGGGCGAUGUCUAUGCCUUUGCCAUCAUCAUGUACGAGAUAUUUAGUCGUAAGGGUCCGUUCGGACAAAUUAACUUUGAACCAAAGGAAAUCGUAGACUAUGUCAAGAAGCUACCGCUCAAGGGAGAGGAUCCCUUUCGGCCGGAAGUGGAGUCCAUUAUAGAGGCCGAGUCCUGUCCGGACUACGUACUGGCCUGCAUCAGAGACUGCUGGGCUGAAGAUCCCGAAGAGCGGCCCGAAUUCAGUGUCAUACGCAAUCGCUUGAAGAAGAUGCGUGGUGGUAAGACCAAGAACAUCAUGGACCAAAUGAUGGAAAUGAUGGAGAAGUAUGCCAACAACUUGGAGGACAUUGUCACCGAGCGCACGCGUCUCCUGUGCGAGGAAAAGAUGAAAACGGAGGAUCUCCUGCAUCGCAUGCUACCGCAAUCGGUGGCCGAAAAAUUGACCAUGGGUCAGGGUGUGGAGCCCGUUUCAUAUGAUUUGGUCACCAUAUAUUUUAGCGACAUUGUUGGUUUUACUGCAAUGUCGGCGGAGAGCACACCGCUGCAAGUGGUGAACUUUUUGAAUGAUCUCUACACAGUGUUCGAUCGCAUCAUACGCGGCUAUGAUGUCUAUAAAGUAGAAACCAUUGGAGAUGCGUACAUGGUGGUUUCGGGUCUGCCAAUUAAGAACGGAGAUCGACAUGCAGGCGAGAUAGCUUCGAUGGCCCUGGAGCUGCUCCACGCGGUCAAGCAGCACCGCAUAGCCCAUCGUCCCAACGAGACGCUGAAGCUGCGCAUUGGUAUGCACACGGGUCCGGUGGUAGCGGGCGUGGUUGGUCUCACCAUGCCGAGGUACUGCCUCUUUGGUGACACCGUGAAUACAGCGUCCCGGAUGGAGAGCAACGGAGAGGCGCUAAAGAUUCACAUUUCCAAUAAGUGCAAGCUGGCGCUGGACAAACUGGGUGGUGGCUACAUAACCGAGGAACGCGGGCUGGUCAAUAUGAAGGGCAAGGGCGAGGUGGUUACUUGGUGGCUAACCGGAGCCAACGAGAAUGCUAUACAGAAGAAGUUAGUGGACAUGAUGGACAUGCCGCCGCCGCUGUUUAGUCGUCCUCGAAAGAGCCCAAAGCUGAAUCCCGACUCCCGUCAGCCAAGCAUCCAGGCUAUGCACUUCUGCGGCACCGGAUCAAGACGCCAGAGCACAGUUCCCAGGGCGAUGGACGGCGAAUCAACGUACAGCCUCCAGGGAUCCGUGAGGGAAUCACCGCGCAUGGUCAGCAAACGUGACAGGGAUCGAGAGCGGCCCCCCAUCAAUGGGCUGGGCGCAGGGCACUUCGUGGGGGGAGCUCUCCUCGAAUCCGCACAGGCCUCGCUUAGCACGCUGAAUCAUUCCGAAACAAACGAAACUAACUGUGAUAUGGAUGGGGGAUCGGGAGGAGUGUCAGGAUCUGGAUCUGGACUAGUGCGUCAGCCCAAUGCACUGCACAAGCCGUUGGCCAUGGUGCGGCCCCAUCGGAUUAUCAGUGCUGCCCAGUUACCCCAACUGGGAGACAACGAUGAUGACUCCGCAGACACGCUGUUGCGAGAGUCUCGCUCCCUGGAUCCCAUGCCCAUGCAGCAACUGCGCAAACGUCACGACAGGGUAAAGUUGCCGCCAUCAAAGUUGUCCAAGAACAAUUCCCGAUCGCUGGACACGGGUGUAUCGCUGAUCAGUGGGAAUCCCAACGGUGAAGUACACUCGAGUCAGCUGGAUUUGGAUGACGAGAUGACCGCCAACCCGGUGGAUGCCACCGAUGGCUACGACGAUGAGCUGGGCCUUCUGAUGCGCCACGACAACGGCCAACUGCCCGCUCUCCGCUAUUCAGGCAGCUUUCCCAACGCUCAGGUUAGCAUUGUUCCUACAGGAAGGUCGGCAGGAGGAGGAAGAGAAGGAGGUGGGAGCAACUGUGCCAAGCAUCUGAACAACAACUGCAACGGAGGUGUGAACGUCGAGGAUGAUCUUGAGUCGCCCCUGCUGCAACGCCAGGCAUCGCUGUCGGUGCCACCAGAGGAGAUGCUGGCGCACAACAAACGCUGGCACUCACUGGAGCACAUGGAUGGACCCGGUGGGCAUGGCGGAAAUAGCGUUAGCUAUGCCGCCGAUAUUGAUAACCGCCACCCCGGAGAUCUGGACUUCUUCAGCGGUUCCUCCAAUCAGCACCAUAGAUCCAAAGCGGCUGGUGGGAGCAAGCUGACUAACUGGAUGACUAACAUCUUUAAGGGCAACGGCGUGCGCAGCGGUGAGGCUAGGCGAGUGGGAAUCCUGCCCAGCGGUGUGCACGGCGCACGAACCGGAUUCACGGAUAUGGCGGCAUCGGCAGCAGCCCGCGAUCGUGAGAGUAUAGUGUAGAGAUAAGGAGGAGGCAGUGUAGAAACUAAGGAAGAAGGAGCAGGAUGACCAGGAUGAGCUAAAUAGCCGGAUGAGAAAGAUGGAAAAGUUACUCAGGAACCGAGUCGAGCAGGAAACGAUCGUCUUUUGGCUUACUUCUUUGUUUUAUGUAUUGUAGUUUGUAUGGAUCGAACGAAUUGUGUGUCUGUGUUGGAAGUCAUCCACCUAUAAACAUAUACCAGCCGGUUCUUAACUCUUUGAUCGCUCUGGCAUUGCAGGACUCUACAUAUGUGUCCUAUGGGUUUCCAAACUAUUUUUAAUUCGUUUUCGAGGAAAAUCCUGCGAUCCCGAAGUAGAAGCGAGCAGAAGCUGAAGCGAAAAUCAUACAUAGCAUAUAUUUUAUAACUCUACAUACAUACAUAUUAGAGAAGCCGAAAAAACCGUCUAGUCACAAGGUCUUCAGACUAGUUAUUGUUUUAUAUAAAAUAAACACACACCCACACAUCUAAAUGUACGUUUGUAAAUGUAACACAUAAACACAACCACACACAUAUUUAUACGACGAUGGAGAAUCAAAAUCAAAUAUUUUAUGUAAAUGUAAUCGAAAUUUUUUGCUUUCCAUACACGAUGCGCUGCAGCAAACAAAUUAUGCUUAAAACAGAAACUAGUUAAUUUAUGUAUUUGAAAAUCAAAACGAGCGUGGAAAAAUGUAAUGUAUCAAUGUGUUUUGCUAGUACGUAGUUAAGUGCGUGUGAUUGUACGUAAUAUUUAAGUCUCUAAAGCUAAAAUAAUAAUUUUAAUUAAUUGAACGCGAAUUGUGAGCAGAGAAGUGCGAAAAGGCGCCCGAUGAGAGGUGUUUUAGCUGUAUGUAUGUAUGUAUGUAUAUUUUUAAAUGAAACUUUGUUAAAUUUGCCAUAUAUAAAUACAAACGAGAAACUAUUAAAAAUCUGUUGUCCAGAUAUGCUUAAA